Molecule: messenger RNA, 3420 nt
Organism: Gadus chalcogrammus (walleye pollock)
Lineage: Eukaryota; Metazoa; Chordata; Actinopteri; Gadiformes; Gadidae
Gene: trim35-12
Product: tripartite motif containing 35-12
Exons: 6
Coding region: 942-2540 (532 amino acids)
Biological process (GO): protein ubiquitination
Molecular function (GO): zinc ion binding; ubiquitin-protein transferase activity; protein binding
Source: RefSeq, a predicted model, not a curated record
CCCGUGUGUGUGAGGAUGGAUUAUUCUCAUUUGUCCCUUUUGAAAUAUGCAUGAGAUUUAACGAGGCAGUGAUAUCAGCCACUCCACAUGAGGGGCAGGGUUAAUGUAAUACAAUAUAUCUCCGUGAACUUGAUAUGUUAGGUCAACCUCAUAGAGCCAGGUCUCAUGCCUUUUAAACUCAGGAAUUUAAACUCAGGAAGGUUACAUUUCAGUCGAUUAUUUCACGCGAUAAAUAAUCAUGUUUUCUUCAUCGAUUUAUCAAUUAGUCUAUGAAAUGACACGGGGCCAAGAAAAACUAAACUAUUCCUUUUAAAAUGAACCAUGAACCAAAUGUUUCACUUUAACUGCACAUUAAGAAGCAAAUGUUAGUUAUUUGUGCUUUAUAAAUUACUUAAACAAUUUAUCAAACUUAGAUUUGAUCCUUUUUCUCACGAUCGAUUAAUCAUUGCAGCUCUAGAACUCAGUACACACAGAAAUUCUGUGAGAAAUGAAAGAAUUGUUUGCCACAUUCAUACUAUAGAGUUAAUGUGCUAUUACAUCAUGUUUUCAAGGUUAGCAUGAUGAAUAUCUUUCUAGCUAUCUGUAGCACUACAACAAUGCUUAGGAACCAAGUCGUAUUUACUCUCAAACCAAUGGCUUCAUAGGGGCAAUGCUUGGCGUUCAACGAUAGCCCCCUAUUUACCAAAAGUGGAAUGAAACCUGCUCUUCCAGUCUCUGUUGAUGCUGAAGCUCCGGCUUUGGACAUGUUGUGGUCACACUGCUCUAUCCUCACAAGCAAGCAGUCCAGCGAUCAGAAGAAACAGUAGAUCAACGGGACCACACGCUGAGCCACCGUCCUCCUGAACUAACAUCAAGAGGAGAAGAACGCGCCUCAUCGUCCCACAGAAAACAGGAGCCCCCCCCCCCACCCCGUGUGGACAGGAACCAGCCGGCAGCAGGCCAUGGCGCUGCGUCCGCGUGCUUCCUCCCAGCCGGGGAAGCUCUCCUUCCUGAGCCCCAAGGUGGCGGCGGCCGUGCUGCGCCCGCGCGCCCUCUCCUCCCGCUGCUCCGCGGCUCUGGAGGACGAGCUGUCCUGCCCCGUGUGCUGCGAGAUCUUCCGGGAGCCCGUGGUGCUCCAGUGCAGCCACAGCUUCUGCCGGGCGUGCCUUCAGCAGUUCUGGAGCAAGAAGAAGGCGCGGCGGGAGUGCCCCGUGUGCCGCACCAAGUGCUCCCUGACGGAGCCCACCGUCAGCCUGGUGCUGAAGAACCUGGCCGGGUCCUUCCUGAAGGAGCAGCAGGAGGGGCAGCAGGCCGCCGCCGCCACCGCCACGGGGGGUGGGACGGGGGCGCCAGGGGCCAUCCCGUCCGGCAUGGUGGCGGAGGCCCAGUGCGGGGCGCACGGGGAGACGCUGAAGCUGUACUGUCGGGACGACAUGGAGGUGAUCUGCUGCGUGUGCCAGACCUCCAAGAAGCACCAGGGUCACAGCGUGUGUCCACUGGAGGAGGCGGCCCAGGAUCUCAAGGGGGAGCUGAGGAAGGAGCUGGUCCCUCUGAAGAAGAGCCUGCGGCGCCUGUAUGAGGCCAAGCAGGAGUGUGAUGACCAAACGGUGCACAUCAAGAGCCAGAGCCAGGCCACGGAGCAGCAGAUCAGGAAGGAGUUUGAGCAGCUGCGUGCGUUCCUCCAGAGGGAGGAGGAGGCCAGGCUGCUGCUGCUGCAGCAGGAGCACGAGGACAAGAAGCUGCUGGCCAAGAAGCGGACGGACAACGUGACCAAGGACAUCCUGGCCCUGUCCCACGCCGUCAUCGCCGUGGAGAACGAGACCGCGGCGGGUGACGCCCUUUUUCUUCAGAAUUACAACAACACCAAAAAGAGAGCUCAGAUCAGGGUCAAGGAGCCGGAUGUGAUGCCUACGGGUUCUCUCAUUAAUGUGACCAAGCACAUUAGCAGCCUCAAGUACCAGGUGUGGGAGAAGAUGAUGGAUGUGGUCCAAUACACCCCGGUCAUCGUGGACCCCAACACCGCCUACUCCUGGCUGUCCCUGUCCAGCGACCUGACCCGCGUGGCCAACAGCGGCUCGGUGCAGCAGCUCCCGGACAACCCGGAGCGCUUCAGCCACUUUGUGUUCGUGCUGGGCUCGGAGGGCUUCACCUCGGGGCGCCACUCCUGGGAGGUGGAGGUGGGCGACAAGGUGGACUGGAUGCUGGGCGUGGUCAAGGAGUCCAUCAACAGGAAGGGCCGCAUCUCGGGCUGCCCCGACGGCGGCUUCUGGAUGAUCUCCCACUGCGAGGGCCAGUACUCUGCCAUGACGCGGCCCGGCACGCCGCUGGCGUUGGGCGGCGGCGGGGAGCUGACCCGGGUCCGGGUGCAGCUGGACUACGAGGCCGGGGAGGUGGUGUUCUCCGACCCCGUCCGCAUGACCACGCUGUACACCUUCCACGACUUCUUCACCGAGAAGAUGUUCCCCUUCUUCUGCCCCGGCGCCAACAUCAACGGGAACAACCCCAGCCCCCUGAGGAUCUGCCCUUCCAAGGUGGCAGUGUGGAACAGCUCUACCUGGUGAUCGCAGGGCGUAGCUGCGGUCGACGCCGCCACGCGUUACACGGUGAACUCAAGGAACUCCUCCAAUGAUUGAAGUUCAUUUUAAUUAAUUAAAAAUAAUAAAAAUCCUCUUUGGAUUUAGCUUGCACAAAUCCAGGCAUUCGUUGCUUGACAUUGUAGUAUAGUUACACAUGAUGAGGACUGCAAUGAACAGUCGAUAAACAGAAAAUUAAUCAAAUGUGAUUUUGAUAAUCGUUUACAUAUUAUGUGUCAAGUAAAAAACAUUAAAGAUUUGCUGCUUAAUGUUGCAGUGCAAUUCAUAUACUGGUUCAUGGAUCAUUAUGAACGGAAUAGAUUUGUUUUUCUUGGCAGCUUCUCAGAUAAAUCAAGAACAUUUAAGACAUCUCUCUCGUAAAUUGCGAUUGCAUUUGCUUUUAUUAAUGACAUUUUAUAGACUUACUGAUUAAUCAAGGAAAUAAUCUUAUGGUUAAGAGAAAGAAAUAAACUGCUAGCUGCAGCUCUACACAUGGUUUACUUGUAGAGCAUUCCCUCCACAGUCUCUGAGGCCCCGAUGUCCGCCUUGUGGCCACAAAAAGCUGAAUAUUGAUGUCCCAGCUGCGAGUCUAAUCUCUUCUGUUAACAACACAAAAGUGGCCAUCUUGGGUCUGUAAUAUGACACGUUUGGAACAGGGUAAUUACACCAGGGCCAAGUCGAAGUGGAAGAUGAGUGAUGGCUUGAUGGUGAUGGUAAUUAGCGGGCAAGCUAGAGAAAGGAACAUUUUCCUGUCACGGCGUCUAUCACCAUAAGUCAAUUCCAAUAGCUCAAGGACGGUCCGGUCACACUCCCUUUACAUGUCUUUACCAAGAAAUAUAAUUUUGUAAUUGUCUAUUUUGUAAAUGUC